UGAGGUAGACCAGACGCUAGUCCUCAUGCUUUAUAAAAAGCUAACAUGUAACUCACAAGAAUGAUACUAAAACCUUAACUUAAGCUCCUUAUCAAAAGGCUUUCUUUCUCCAUCACAAAUAAUGGCAAAGGUCUUGGAGGAAAAAGGCCCUGCAAGUGGGGGAGAAGAUUAUACAGAAGAUGGCACUGUGGAUAUCAAAGGCAAACCCAUUUUAAGAUUAAGCACAGGGAGAUGGAAAGCUUGUUCCUUUAUUGUUGGGUAUGAAAUAUUUGAGAGGAUGGCUUUUUAUGGAAUAGCAUCAAAUCUGGUGUUGUAUUUGACAAAGAAGCUUCAUGAAGGAACUGUGACAUCUUCAAAUAAUGUCACCACUUGGGGUGGUACUGUAUGGAUUUUACCCAUUUUAGGGGCUUAUAUUGCAGAUUCUCAUCUUGGUCGGUACUGGACUUUUGUCAUUGCAUCCAUCAUUUACUUCUUGGGAAUGACUCUCUUAACCCUAGCAGUUUCACUACCAGCUUUAAGACCUCCAUCAUGUGGAGAUGGCAUCACAGGUCAGAAUUGUGACAAGCAUGCUUCCCCAUUUCAAAAGGGUAUUUUCUAUUGUGCACUAUACAUUAUUGCAAUAGGAGCAGGUGGAACCAAGCCAAACAUCUCUACUAUGGGUGCAGACCAAUUUGAUGAUUUUGAGCCUAAAGAAAGGAAACAAAAGCUCUCAUUCUUUAACUGGUGGAUGUUUAGCAUUUUCUUUGGUACCCUUUUUUCAAACACUUUCUUGAUUUACAUCCAAGACAAUGUGGGUUGGUCACUUGGCUAUGGCCUUCCUACAGCUGGUCUUGCAGUUUCAAUCAUUGUGUUUUUGAUAGGCACUCCAUUCUAUAGGCAUAAGUUGCCUGCUGGGAGUCCAUUUACUAAGAUAGCACAGGUUUUGGUUGCUGCUAUGAGAAAGUGGAAAGUAGAUGUCCCAAAUGAUCCAAAAGAGCUUCAUGAACUUUCAAUAGAGGAAUAUCAAAAAUCUGCGAAAUUUAGAAUUGAUCACACCCCUUACUUAAGUUUCCUUGACAAAGCAGCAGUAAAGACUGGAUCAAGUAAUUCACCAUGGACGCUAUGUCCAGUCACACAGGUUGAAGAAACAAAGCAAAUGGUGAAAAUGCUACCAGUUUUACUAACGACAUUCAUACCAAGCACCACAAUAGCUCAAGUAGGAACAUUAUUCGUAAAACAAGGCACAACCCUAAAAAGAAACAUGGGACCUCAUUUUGAAAUCCCACCUGCAUGUCUAACAGCAUUUGUCACAGUCUUCAUGCUUAUAAGUCUUGUCCUCUACGAUCGUUGCAUAGUUCCAAUCCUUAGACGUUACACCAAAAACCCUAGAGGAAUCACAUUGCUUCAAAGAAUGGGAAUUGGUCUACUUCUGCAUGUUAUUAUUAUGUUCAUUGCUUGUCUAGUAGAAAGGAAAAGACUCAAUGUUGCAGAAGAACAUAACCUUCUUGCUCAGAACGAUACGAUCCCUCUUAGUAUUUUCAUACUCCUUCCUCAGUUCGCUUUGAUGGGUGUGGCUGAUUCUUUUGUAGAAGUGGCAAAGUUAGAGUUCUUCUAUGAUCAAGCGCCAGAAGGAAUGAAAAGCUUGGGGACUUCGUACUUUACAAGUAGUUUGGGAAUUGGGAGUUUUCUGAGUAGUUUUCUGUUAAAAACAGUUGCUGAGGUUACUAAGAAGAAUGGAGACAAAGGAUGGAUUUUGGACAACUUAAAUGUUUCUCACUUAGAUUAUUACUAUGCACUUUUGGGUAUUUUUAGUUUCAUGAAUUUUCUUGUAUAUGUGGUUGUUGCUAAGUUGUUUGUGUAUAAUGUUGAUGUGGAAGAUAGAGAAGGUUUGAAGGAUGGUCUAAGAUGACAAUGAAAUUACUUCUUGGAACUUUGAAAUGCAAAAAUAAUAAGAGUUAAUUUGUAAUUCCCUUGUUUUAUAAAA
Messenger RNA from Jatropha curcas, 1963 nucleotides. RefSeq names its product protein NRT1/ PTR FAMILY 5.2. Gene Ontology annotation, molecular function: dipeptide transmembrane transporter activity; tripeptide transmembrane transporter activity. NCBI's taxonomy places the organism in Eukaryota, Viridiplantae, Streptophyta, Magnoliopsida, Malpighiales, Euphorbiaceae. Gene Ontology annotation, biological process: dipeptide transport; transmembrane transport. Gene Ontology annotation, cellular component: membrane. The record is from RefSeq and is a predicted model, not a curated record.